Molecule: messenger RNA, 1557 nt
Organism: Uranotaenia lowii
Lineage: Eukaryota; Metazoa; Arthropoda; Insecta; Diptera; Culicidae
Product: fatty acyl-CoA reductase wat-like
Exons: 5
Coding region: 13-1509 (498 amino acids)
Biological process (GO): long-chain fatty-acyl-CoA metabolic process
Cellular component (GO): peroxisome
Molecular function (GO): alcohol-forming very long-chain fatty acyl-CoA reductase (NADP+) activity
Source: RefSeq, a predicted model, not a curated record
AACCAAGUGAAGAUGUCAUCGUUAAGGAGCAUUCCGGACACAUUUUCUGGUGCCGAUGUAUUCAUCACCGGUGGAUCCGGAUUCAUGGGUAAAGUGCUGAUCGAGAAGCUGCUUCGAUCAUGUCCGGGUGUGGGAAAAGUGUUCGUUCUAAUUAGAGAGCGUCGAGGAAAGACGGGAUCCGAUCGGAUUGACGAAUUGGUUAAGGUUCCGUUAUUCGAUGUGAUUCGUCAAAAUUGUCCUAAAGUUUUGGACAAAUUGGUACCAGUGAAUGGCGAUUGUUCUCAGUUGAAGCUAGGUUUAGAUGAUGCAAGUUGGAAGCAGCUGGAGAAUGUCCAGUUUGUGUUUCACGCUGCGGCCAGUGUUCGGUUCGAUGAUCCCCUUCAGAAGGCAAUUUUGUUGAAUACUCGAGGCACUCGAGAGGCUUUGGAGUGGGCUUCAACUUUGAAGAAACUCAAAGCGUUCAUACACGUUUCGACCACGUUUAGCAAUUGCGAAUUGGCUGAAAUCGAGGAACGAUUAUAUCCUGCCAAAAUGAACUGGAAAAAAUCCAUUGAACUGGCGGAAACACUCAAUACGGAGGUAUUGGAGGUCCUUUCGGCUAAGUUAUUGGGUGAUUCUCCAAACACCUACACCUAUUCCAAGUCGAUUGCCGAGCACGUGGCCAAUGACUAUGGAAAACGUCUACCGGUUGUUAUCUUUAGGCCUGCGGUCGUUACAAGUGCUGAGAAAGAACCUCUACCAGGAUGGAUUGACAACUUCAACGGACCGGCUGGUCUCGCAGCUGGGUGUGCUUCUGGAGUGCUGCGAACAGGCUGUAUAAACAUGAAAGCUCAUAUCGAUUGUAUUCCAGUGGAUGUUUGUAUCAAGGCAAUUCUGGUGGCUGCCUGGUUGAGAGCUCAUGCUUCUGCUGAAGCUACGAUUCCGGUUCCGGUUUACAAUUGUGCUCCCCACAAACAUAAAUCGGCCUCAUUCUGGUUAAUGGUUGAUGAAGGAAUUCGAUUGAAUGAAAUUUUUCCGGUCUCACGAAUGCUAUGGAAACCAAGUUUUACCAAUUACUGUUGCAUGUCUGCGUACUAUUUGGCAUUUUUCUUGUACCAACUAUUGCCAAGUUUACUGUUUGAUAUUGUGCUUCGAACAACUGGCCACAAACCCAUGUUAAUGAAGUUGCAGAGGAAAAUUUUCCAUGCCGUUGUUACGCUUGGUAGAUUCAAUGCGGAAUGGAUAUUUCAUUCGGAUAAUUAUCACGGAAUGCAGAAGGAAAUUCUGGAGGAGGAUCGCAAACAGUUUGGUCUGGCCUAUAUGAACGAAGGAAUAACACAGUACGGAUUAGUUUGCCAUAAAGGCGGCAGGCGAUAUCUAUUCAAGGAUCCGGAUUCCACCCUGCCGCAAGCUGUGAUCCAAUUCAAUCGGAUGGUUUGGCUUGAUCGAGCUCUCAAACUAAUUUGGUAUGGUGUUUCGAGCAUACUAGUUUACAUUUAUGCGUACCCACUCAUAAAUUGUUACUUAUAAUUGUUAUUUUAUUUUAAAUGUGAGGUAAAAAUGUUAAGAAAAUUUACU